GGUUGUUUGAAACAGCUUGAACUUCAGCUUGAACCCCAAAAAUUAUCGCCGUCAAUUUCUCCUCGCGGUUGGGCAUGAGAGCCAUUUUGGCCUUUUACCAUACUUAGUAAAAGAAUGAGUAACCUUGGUCCACUCUCCCCGUCUAUAGAGUUGCCUUCUUCUGCUAAAUUCAUCAUGAUUUUAGUUAAAACGGAAGUACAUCUUCCAAAAAUCUCCAGUUGCCUUCAUAAGACAGAAAGAAUAACCAGAUUUCAUUGUCUAUUCCAUUUGCCUUUUCUGUUCGCCGUGAUGCAGUUGCCGUUGUCUCCAAGUUGCCUUCAGAAGUCAAAUUACCAAGAUGUCAGAUUCAACUCCACCUCCGCAAUCCGAAAUUUAAUGGAGAAAAAUAAAUUCGACUGCUGCUGUUAACACCUAGCGGUUCUCCAGAUUCUACUCUUCCUUCUUAAAGACAGUAGAAAUGAACUUUUUCAUAGAAGUUUUGAACUGUUCCAGAGGCAGCUCCUCGAACAGAAACAAAAACAGAAACGCCAGAUCCCUGGAAUGGUCCAUGCUUCAGAUUCCAGACCUCAGACAGCAAGAGCCUGGCGCGGUGGAAAUGAAGAAUCGAAGCCUCUGAUGACAGGCUACAGUGUCAACAAAAAUAAUGAAGGUGUAGUGCUGUGUUACGACGGGCCACUACAGUAUACAAUGUCUCCUAAUAACCCGGAUGCAAUGCCUGCUAUUCAAGUCACAUCACAAAUCAUUCAGUCCAAUGCCCCAGAAACAGAGGAAUUAUCUCCAAAUCCAGAAGAUCUACAAACGAAAUUAGAAAAAUUGAAUUUAUCAUCUCAAAUUGAUUUUGAUGCCAGUGAUGAUGAAGAUCUGGACAUAUCGCCACUUGAAUCUCCUCAGGGUGAGCCUGGACCAAGUAAAAUCAUUGAUAGGGAUAGUGUUGGCUCUCAUACGAAAAGCGAAGAACGAUCUUCAGCAACCAGAAAUGGACGUCCUCCAUUACAAAGACAAGAUUCCUCGACGGGUUCUCAGAUGGACACUCCAAAACUAGAAAGUUUGGAAAUGGAUGAUUCUCUGGGAAAGCUCGAAAAUUUUCUAGACGAUCUGGCAGCCUUUGCCACUGAAGCUUGUCCACAGGGAAUCACAGUUAGAUGCCGUAUAAGCCGAGAUAAAAAAGGAAUCGACCGAGGGAUGUUUCCGACUUAUUUCUUACAUUUAGAGAGACAAGAUGGGAGAAAGGUAUUUCUACUCGCUGCUCGCAAAAGGAAAAAAAGUGCUACCUCCAAUUACCUCAUUUCCACGGAUCCGACAGACUUGUCUCGAGGUGGAGAAUCUUUUGUGGGUAAAUUAAGAUCAAAUUUGUUGGGAACAAUAUUUACAGUUUAUGAUGCGGGUUUGAACCCUAAGAAAAAGAUCAGUGAACAAAAAGAUUCCCGAUGUGAAAUAGCAUUGAUUGCCUACGCUACAAACGUUUUGGGAUUUCACGGGCCGAGAAAGAUGUCAGUAAUACUACCAGCUCUUAAUAGCGAGAACAAAAGGAUCGAAAUGAAAUCUAGUGUAGAAGGGGAAGGUUUGUUAGAAAAGUGGAAAAGUAGGAAUAUGGAAAAUUUAUUGGAAAUGCAAAACAAAACUCCUGUCUGGAAUGAUGAUAGUCAGUCGUACGUUUUGAAUUUCCAUGGAAGAGUGACGCAAGCUUCCGUCAAAAAUUUUCAGAUUGUGUCUAUCAACGACCCCGACUACAUAGUUAUGCAGUUCGGGAGGGUAUCGGAAGACAUUUUCACGAUGGACUACAGUUACCCCAUGUGUGCUCUUCAAGCUUUCGCAAUAGCAUUAUCGAGUUUGGACAGUAAACUGGCAUGUGAAUAACAUUACCUUCUUCCAAAAUAGAAUGAAAUCGAUUUUGUGUAUCUGUGAAACCAUCGAACCUUAUUCUUGUGGUAUAUGAAAUGUUUAUGUUUAAUUUAUUUUCAAUUAGAAAUAAGUAAUUCGUCAAAACAUGCUCACAAAUGAUAUUAAAUAUAAAACGAUCGUUUUAUUUAAAAUUUAAUUUAUAAUUUUUUCAAUACAAAUUACCUUGCUCCAGCAAUAAAUCAAUGAUAGAGAUUCGUUUUAUUUUGAACUGAGCUAUUUCUAAAAAUGUUUUCUCAAAUUUGAGAAAAUAAACAGCUCACGCUCUACUUAUUAUGUACGAUUUCAAUCAUAGUCUUGCGUAAUUUUGAAUAUUAAACAACCCGAUACGAGCCAUAACUUUACGAAAUUAAACUUUAGUGAAAGGUAUGCUAACUGUAUUUCAGCAGAAAAUGAUUCAGAAUAAUGGAGCAGAAGAAUCGAGUACAAACGCAAAAUUCAAUGCUUCUUUCACAAUAGAUUUAUAAGGCAGACUUACAAAUGGUUUACCAAAUUUAAACAUUUCCAUCAAGUUCAAGAAUUAUAUUGCAUCAAAAAUACAAAAACAUAGCACCAAAGCUUUUAUUAUGAAAUAUUGCUAUUUUCUGCUAGAUGACUAAAUGCAACCAUUGAAUCAUCUAUGUUGCAUAAGAUAUUUAGUCGAAUGUAUAGAUGCCGAAACUGCAUUAUGGGUAUGAAAAUACAUAUAAUUUUUUUGAAAUAAGCGGUAAAGAUCCUCUAAAUAAAAUAUAAAAGAAAGUGGGAAAAUGUGUUAAUUGUAUAUUAUUUUAAUGCUUUUUCUGUGACAAAAUUCGCUAAUAUCGCCAUCCUCAUUCUUAUUGACUUCUAAAAGUUGAGGAUGCAGCUGUAAACUUGACUGUUUUUAUGCUAUGACUAGCUUUCAUAAGAGAGGAGUCAACUAAAAUUCCUAAAUAUAAUAAUAUAAUUAUGGGCAAAAUAAUGUUAACUCUGCUUAAGUAAUUACUUCACACAUAAGAAAUUCACUGAGAAAAUAAUUGGGAUAGAGACGAAACAAACAUGCUAAUAUGUGAAGUGAUCUCACUAAACUUUGAUACAAUCAUUUUCGCCAUAUCUUCGAUCCACUUAGGUAAUCCAGUGGAGCAGAAGGGUAAUUUGUAGAUCCUGAGAGAGUCUAUGUUACUGGCUGUUGGACACAUAGCUUUUCAACAUUAUCCCAAAGAUUUUCGAUGGGUUUAAAAUAGGGAAAUAAAGCAAACUUAGUAGCAUAGAUUUUGAAUAAAAUGAUGUUGAUUUUGAGAGUGACCAGACACAGAUCCCUCUUCUUCAACAGAAAAAAAUGUGAAAUUUCACUAAAAAGGUUGUUUCUUAAGGGAAUCCAGAUGGCUGAUUAAGAGGGUACCAGUUUUACCUAGGUUUUUAGGUUCAGUACUUGGCCAGGAUGUGGCAACUUUGGGCUUUCAGUUGUUGAUCAAUAGGAAUCUGAUGUGCCCAGUGUUUCUUCUAAUUUUUUGGACAGUUGCUAACACAAAGUGAAUACAUUACCUUGGAUAUCAUUAAUAUUUUAUGUGAUGUCCUGUAACUAACUUUGCAAAUGGUUUAAAAUUGCUGCAUGGCUGUUUUGUUUCCUGCAAUUCCUUAAAUUCAAAAAUUCUUACGAACUUAGGAUUACUCCAAAGACUGCGGGUUUUAGCUCAAAGUUACUAUGUUCUAACUUUUCCAAAUCUUGUUUAAUAACCUUCAAUCUCCUUUCUCAUUAACAUCUAGACUGUUUUUUUAACAUUUUUACGUUUGCAAACCCCUUAAAAUUAUUAUUAAUUUCAUAUGUUAUGUUUAGAAAUGAACGCCAUGUAAAUAUAAUGCAAUAUUUGGCUAAUCUUUUUUCUUGUGUAAUGUUAGCAUUCCACGACACCCCUGUUGAGAAACGUUGUCUUCAAUUUUGGAUUAUCCUGCACGUCUCUUUUUCUAACCAUAUUAGUAACAAUAUUUUCUCACAUAAAUCUGUAAGUGUACAAGAAUGCAAAUUUUUAUUAAUAUUCUGGAGGGCCGCCCGUAAUAUGUAAAAGAAAAUUAAUAAAAAAAAAAAAAAAAAAAAUAAAAAAAAAAAAAACAGCUGAAAUGAUUGCAAGAAAAUGUGAGCAGAUUUGAUAAAUAUGACUUUCUUAGAGCCUAAAUCUUUAAGCUUCAUAUUUUAUUGGUCUUUAAAGAACCUUUCAUAAAAGUUGGAAAUUCUUGCAAUGCUCAUUUAUUUACUCAGUGAUAGUUAUCUAAAUCGAAAACUGGUUUAUUACCUUUAGCUUAUGCUGCUUGUUUCAGCGACAUCUUUCCGCAACCUGCCUGAUUCGUUGCUCAGGGCAUUAUAUUACGUUUAUUCCCAAACAUGAAAAAUGAAAAAAAUGCAAUUAUUUGUAAUUUUUGCUAUAACUUCCGAAACAUUCUUGCCACAGUCUUCUACGUUUAAAGCACAAUUAAUCUAUUGAGGGUUCUGCUAUUAAAAAGAUAUCUGCAACUUUUUUAAUUCGGUCAUUUAUCUCUUUUAUAAUGCCACUGAUAAAAUUCUUCCUGUUCAUUACCACUGGAUCUCCAGAUUUUGCAAUACCUUCCCGAAAUAAAACAACUGCAUUUUAAGUACAGUGCUCGAGUCUCACCAAUGUAUAUGUGAGGGAAGCUUUUGGUUCAUAAAAAUAGGAGCAAUUCUCUUGCAGUGUUAAAAGUCUAUAUUAUAUCUUUAUACAGAAAAAACUUUACACGGCAAUGUUAUUACAGAUAGAAAUACCGUGUGUUCUUCUUAAAUUUAAAUGCAUUUAAGCUACAUAUUUCUUUCCACAUUUUCCAUUAUAUUUAUGUAUUAUUUUAUAAAAAAACAUAGGUUUAUUUUAAAGAUCUGUUCAUGUGAAAUGACGUUUCAGGUGAAAUGAGUUAAAGCAAAAAGGAAAAAAAAAAUAUCUAUUAUUGUAUAAAGUUGCAUAAUUACAAUGUUUCUAAAUUUUACAAAUUUAAUAUUUAUUUAUAAUAAUUGUAGUUGAUAUAUUAUUAUGUUAAAUAAAAAUUGUUUGAAACAAAA
This is a messenger RNA of Stegodyphus dumicola, 4921 nucleotides long. It is a transcript of the gene ktub, whose product is annotated as Tub domain-containing protein ktub. NCBI's taxonomy places the organism in Eukaryota, Metazoa, Arthropoda, Arachnida, Araneae, Eresidae. The record is from RefSeq and is a predicted model, not a curated record. Gene Ontology annotation, cellular component: cilium. Gene Ontology annotation, biological process: protein localization to cilium.